Messenger RNA from Populus nigra (black poplar), 1482 nucleotides. RefSeq lists its product as uncharacterized. The record is from RefSeq and is a predicted model, not a curated record. The coding region runs from base 1 to 1482 and encodes 493 amino acids. The transcript has a single exon. NCBI's taxonomy places the organism in Eukaryota, Viridiplantae, Streptophyta, Magnoliopsida, Malpighiales, Salicaceae.
AUGUCACUAGACAAGUAUUUCAAGCGUAAAUCCCUUGAGGAUGAAGAGUCAAUCAAAGCUUCAAGUCAUGUAACUCAAUCAGGUUCAAAGAAAAGUCAUAUUGAAAUCAACCCCGACACUCUCCUUGUUGACCCUGGCUUAAGAAGACCAAUUUAUGAAUAUCAUAUAAAUGAUAGAGAUGCAAUCCGAAGAGCUUAUCUACAAAAAGGUCAUUGUCAACCUUCACACUGUGAUUUUCCUCAAAAACAAUUUGGGAAUAUAUCAACACUACGACGCUUAAAUCCAGCUUGGUUUGGUGCAUAUCCAAUAUGGUUAGAGUACAGCAUAGCCAAAGAUGUUGCCUUUUGCUUGUAUUGUUAUCUCUUCAAGUCAAAAGGGGGUGUUGAUUCGUUUGUGGGUGAUGGGUUUUCAAAUUGGAAAAAAAAGGAAAUAUUUGAUCUUCAUAUUGAAAAGUCUAAUAGUAGUCACAAUGCAGCUCAGAUAAAAUGUGAGAAUUUGAUGAAUGAAAAACAAAGUAUCAUGACUUUGUUAUCUGAGCAGACAGUAAAGAGUCAAAGUGAUUAUCGAACUCGAUUGAAUGCUUCAAUAGAGUGUGCUCGUUUUUUGUUGCAUCAAGGACUUCCAUUUCGUGGCCAUGAUGAAUGUGAAUGUUCAAGCAACCAAGAAAAUUAUCUAGAGCUCUUGCAUUUUCUUUCCAAAAAUAAUGAAACUAUUAAAAGAGUUACUUUCAGUGAAGCUCCCAGACAUAAAAAAUUGACUUCUCCAGAUAUUCAAAAAGACAUUACUCAAGCUGCUGUAGAGGAGAUUACAAAUGUGAUUAUCAAAGAUCUAGGUGACUCAUUAUUUUCAAUUUUAAUUGAUGAGUCACGUGACAUAUCAAUCAAGGAACAAAUGGUUGUUGUUCUACGAUAUGUAGAUAACAAUGGACAUAUAAUUGAACGUUUUAUUGGCAUUCAACAUGUGCGAGAUACAACUGUUAGUUCACUCAAGGCAGCUAUUGAAGCUUUGUUUUCUAAACAUGGGCUAAGCAUAUCAAAAUUACGUGGUCAGGGAUAUGAUGGAGCUAGUAACAUGCGAGGUGAAUUCAAUGGCUUGAAAGCACUUAUUCUAAAUAGCAAUCCAAGUGCAUAUUAUGUACAUUGUUUUGCUCACAGACUUCAAUUGACUCUUGUGGCUGUUACAAAGAAGCAUAAUGAAGUUGGAGAUGUCUUCAAUUUUUUUUCUAGCAUUAUAAACAUAGUUGGAGCAUCAUGCAAAAGGAUGGAGGUGAUUAGAGAAAAACAAUAUGGUAGAAUUAUUGAAGGACUUGAAAAUGGAGAAAUUUCUAGUGGACGAGGCUUGAAUCAAGAAACUUCUCUUAGAAGGUAUGGUGACACCAAUUGGGGCUCCCACUAUGUUACAAUUAUUCGUCUACUUGCAAUGUUUUCAUCAGUUCUUGAUGUGCUUGAGAUUAUAAGGGAGGAUGAGAUGGACUCAAAAUAA